Molecule: messenger RNA, 888 nt
Organism: Aethina tumida (small hive beetle)
Lineage: Eukaryota; Metazoa; Arthropoda; Insecta; Coleoptera; Nitidulidae
Product: protein takeout
Exons: 5
Coding region: 53-805 (250 amino acids)
Source: RefSeq, a predicted model, not a curated record
UGCAGUUUUUCGAAUUACUUUAGUUUAGUAUAGUUUAAGCUUAGGUCUAAGGAUGGGUAUUCAUAAGUUACUUUUAAUUACCUUGGUGUGUGUGUUCCUAAAUUUAGUUGAGGCAAAACCGAAACUGCCCACGUUUAUGAAAGUAUGUCACCGUUCGGAUCCGAAUUUGAAAGACUGCAUCAAACAGUCGGUGGAGCAGCUGAGGCCUCUUUUGGCGAAGGGUAUUCCGGAGUUUGACAUUCCCAGUUGUGAACCACUAUGGAUCCCCGAAGUCUCCAUCGAUCAAGGAACGGGAUCCGUUGCCCUUCAGUCCAACUACAAGGACAUCAAAGUCUACGGACCCUCCAAGUUUGUGAUCAAGUUUGUCAAAAUUGAUGUGGACAAGAACAAGAUGAAGAUCAAGAUUUGGCUGCCACGACUCGAAAUCAACAGCAACUACACGAUGGAAGGUAGAAUUUUGAUGAUGCCAAUCCAAGGAACUGGAACAACCACAGGAAAUUACACCGACAUUGACGCGACAGUCUUGAUGCAAGGAGAAAGAGUGAAGAAAGGCGAAGAAACCUACUUCAACAUCAAAGACUUCACCGUCGAUUUCAAUAUUGGCAAAGCCGAAAUUCAAUUGAACAACUUGUUUAACGGUGACCAAGAAUUAGGGGAAGCCAUGAACCUGUUUUUGAAUGACAAUUGGAACCACGUUGCAAAUGAAAUAAAACCUGUUCUAGAAGACACCAUUGCGACACUUUUCAAGAAAUUCGCCAACAAAAUUUUCCACAAAUAUCCAUUGGAUCAGCUUUUGCCAGAAUAAUCCAUCGUUUUAGGGAUUAUGAUGAUAUAUUUAUUUGCGUUUACAUGGGUCUGUUAAUGAAGAAUAAAUUUUUUAAUGAUUGA